This is a messenger RNA of Sclerotinia borealis F-4128, 1311 nucleotides long. The record is from the annotation of a GenBank genome assembly. NCBI's taxonomy places the organism in Eukaryota, Fungi, Ascomycota, Leotiomycetes, Helotiales, Sclerotiniaceae.
AUGCUUCUCAAUCUAAAGCACGUCCUUCUUUCCGUGUCUCUGUUCUUGCCAUCUCUUGUAUCUGCCCAGCUAGCUUCUGGCUACCCUCUUGGUCCUCUUACAACAUCAUCUGCGAAAUGGGCAAAGAAGGUCUGUGAUGUCACCAAGUAUGGCGCAGUAGCGGAUGGGAAAACGGAUUUGGGGCCGCCUCUUCUCGCGGCGUUCAAAGCUUGCGCAAAUGGUGGUGUCGUGAAUAUCCCUCUUGGUAACUUUGCGAUGUCUACAUGGGUUACACUAUCUGGCGGUAAGGCCUGGGCCAUCAACCUCGAGGGUGUCAUCUACAGAACUGGAACUGCGGGAGGACACAUGAUUAUCGGCAAAUCAAGUGGUGCCAUUCAAGGUUAUGGAUACGUAUUUCACGCCCAAGGCAUAUACGGCCCUCGUCUCAUUCGACUCGUCAAUGUCAUUAAUUUUUCUAUUCAUGACAUCGCUCUCGUUGACUCUCCGGCAUUCCAUCUCAUUCUCGACACGGUACAAAACGGCCAGGUCUACAACCUGAUUAUCCGUGGUGGAAACCAAGGUGGACUAGACGGCAUCAAUGUCUGGGGCUUCAACGUUCAUAUUCACGAUAUUGAGGUUACCAACAAGGACGAAUGCGUUACUGUCAAGAAUCCAUCCAAUCAUAUGCUGAUCGAGAACAUCCAUUGUAAUUGGAGCGGUGGAUGUGCUAUUGGAAGUCUGGGAGGAGAUACCGCCAUUUCAAAGAUUACCUACAACAACAUAUACACCUGGCAAUCCAACCAAAUGUUUAUGAUCAAGAGUAAUGGUGGAUCAGGAUCGGUAUCUGACAGUGUAUUCUCCAACUUCAUCGGACACAGCAAUGCAUACUCUCUCGACAUCGACGCAUAUUGGAAAUCGACACCAGCAGCUGGUGAUGGCGUCCUGUUUACUGGUCUUACUUUCUCAAACUGGAAGGGAACUUGCGCGGAUGGUACUCUUAGAGCACCUAUCCAAAUUAUUUGUCCAACAAAACAGCCCUGCACUGGCUUAGGCAUCACGAAUUUUGCGAUCUGGACAGACAAAGGUAGUCGCGAAUUAUAUAAAUGUCAAAAUGCCUGGGGUGAUGGAGGAUGCUUGGUUCACGGGUCUGCGCAUACAGCUUAUGCAAUUGUGACGAAAACGGUAUCAUCGGCUCCUUCUGGGUACUCGGCUGCCAAGAUGCCGAACGAUAUAGCUGCUGGGUAUGCGCUCACGGCUAGUAUACCUAUUCCCACGAUUCCUACCACUUUCUUCCCGGGACUAGUUCCAGCAACGAAGAGGGCGUAUCCAUAG